Molecule: messenger RNA, 1683 nt
Organism: Histoplasma mississippiense
Lineage: Eukaryota; Fungi; Ascomycota; Eurotiomycetes; Onygenales; Ajellomycetaceae
Exons: 8
Coding region: 1-1683 (560 amino acids)
Biological process (GO): transmembrane transport
Molecular function (GO): transmembrane transporter activity
Source: RefSeq, a predicted model, not a curated record
AUGGGUCUCGGGAUUCUCGAGGACUCCCGCCUCGACCACGUUCCUGGCACCACCUUCAUCCUCGAGGACGACUCUAGCACCGUCGAACAACUCGCCCCCUCCCUGCACCUCAAAUAUGACCACUCCGGGCCCACACCGGUCAUCCUCGUCCCGCAGCCAAGCAAUGACCCCAACGAUCCUUUGAACUGGCCCCUGUGGAAGCGCGACGCAAUCCUCGCCAUCCUCUCCUUCACGCUGCCCUGCCCAUUCGGCUACCACCUCUGCGGCGUCGGGGUGGCCGGCCUGCUCUUCGUCCCCUCCGCCCGCGUCUGGGGCAAACGCCAUCUAUAUAUCCUCGGCUGUGUCGUGAUGAUCAUCAGCUCCGCAUGGGGCGGCGCAAGUUCAGGGAGUUACCGCAGCCUGCUGGCUGCAAGGGUUUUUCAGGGCGUGGGCCUGGCGCCGUUUGAAGCGUUGGUCAAUGCAAGUGUCGGGGAUUUGUUUUUUGUUCACGAACGCGGGAAACGAAUGGCAUUGUCCAACGUCGCCCUCUUCGGUGGCAGCUUCUUAACCCCAGUCAUCGUCGGCAAGCUCACCGCCUCUAUGGGCUGGGAAUGGACAUUUAACUUCCUCGCCAUCUUCUCCGGUGUUUGUCUACCAUUGGUCAUAUUCUGCGUCCCUGAAACCGCUUUCAGGAGGGCGGCUCAUCUCAACACGGAUAUCGAAGGGGAAUAUGGCUGUGGAGAUGGCUUUCGUAAUCCUGCUAAUACCACUACAACCCAGCCUCUCGAAUCGGAGACGGAGAACAAGAGCUCAUCAUCGCAAAAAUCUCGUGAGGAGGAGGCAAAGAAGGAAGCGGCGGAAGUGGAAACGAAAGUAGAGGAUCGCAACGACCAUGGUGGUACCGAGGGAGCUACACACGAUACACAGGAUAUCAUCCCCCCCAAAGUGACAUAUUGGCAAACCCUGAAACUCUUCAACGGGCGCAAGACGGACGAGAGUUACUGGAAAUUAUUCCUCCGCCCACUGCCAUUAUUCCUACAUCCGGGUAUUUUAUGGGCCUGCCUAACCCAGGGCGUCCUAAUCGGCUGGACCGUCUUCAUUGGCGUCGUUCUCGCCGUAAUAUUUAGCGUCCCGCCGCUCUGGUUCAGCGAGGUCCAAGUCGGCUACCUGUACACGGGCGCCUUCAUCGGGUCCAUUGCCGGCCUCUUCCUCUCAGGCCUCUUGUCCGAUUACACCGCAAAGCUCCUGAUAAAGCUGAACAGAGGCAUCUACGAGCCCGAGUUCCGGAUUGUGCUGGUGCUGUUCCAGCUGAUUUUUAGCGCCAUGGGGCUGUAUGGGUUUGGGAUUACGACGGAGAACGUGGGCCGGUUUGGAUACGUGGUACCCGAUGUGUUUUUUGGGUUUGUCAUUGUUGGCAUGGUUAUGGGCGCGGUGGCGAGUGCGUUGUAUGUUGUUGAUGCGCAUCGCCAAAUCGCCGUCGAAGCCUUCACCUGCCUCCUCGUCUUCAAGAACAUGUUCAGCUUCCUCCUGACAUACUUCGCCUACGAUUGGCUCGUGCUCUCCAAGCCGAAACAUGUCUUCACAACCAUCGCCAGUAUUCAGGUCGGCGUGUGUCUGCUGAGUAUACCCAUGUACAUUUUCGGCAAACGUAACCGCUCGUAUUUCCACCGCAAUGAUAUCCUCAAGAAAUUGAAUCUAUGGUGA